This is a messenger RNA of Solenopsis invicta (red fire ant), 3267 nucleotides long. RefSeq lists its product as uncharacterized. The coding region runs from base 1 to 1503 and encodes 500 amino acids. NCBI's taxonomy places the organism in Eukaryota, Metazoa, Arthropoda, Insecta, Hymenoptera, Formicidae. The transcript has 7 exons. The record is from RefSeq and is a predicted model, not a curated record.
AUGGAUAAUUAUUCCAAGGAAUUAUUACAAUCCUGGGAUUUAGAUGUUCUCAUUAAACAUUUUGAAGAAAAUUGCAUCGAUAAAGAUGCUAUAACAAAUUUAACAUCUGAUUUAAUGAAAGAACUAAUUCCACAAAAAGAAGAAGAGAGGACUAAUUUAAAUACUACGCACACAUAUUCAUCUGACGAAGAGAAUGAAGUUCAUAAUGAAAGAGACAAUGAAAAUUUAAUUGAUAAAGAAAAUUGUUUUGCUGGAUCAUCAGUAUUUCGAAAAUUGCAACGACCAUCCGUUAAAAAUAUUUUAAAGUUGACUACACAAGGUCGUGCAAUCUUAAAAUCAUAUGAGAGAUGUAAAAUAUUAAGUAGAAAAUGUAGAAAUACAAUUGUCGAUCUUAUUUUGUCCGAAAUUUUAAAUAAAAUUCAUGGGCCACUGAAAAAUGAAGAUUUUAAUUCGUUAUCUAAGGAGAUUGAAGAACUGUUUCCAACAGAAACAUGUUGCACUUACUAUGUGCCACCUAUAGCUAAGAAGUUUUCAAGAAAUAACAAAUCCAUAACGUCUCGUGGUAAACUUGUGGAUAAAUAUAGAAAUAAAAUACGGGAUUAUAGAAAACUAACAGGACACAGUUUAACAGAAAGUAGUUCCACAUCGACUUCAACAUAUAACAGUGAAUUAGAAGAUGACUCUAUAAUUGGUGAAAGCAUAUUGUGGCUUCAGAAUAAUUUGUCACCAUGGGAAUUAGUUAAAAAUCAUUGGAAAAUAACUGAGGCAUAUAGACGGAAUCAAAUUCAAACGUCGCAAAAUAAAAGCAUAGCGGAAAUUUUCUCUCAGUGGCCAGUAUUAAAACAACCUGCAGCACAUGCUUUGAUCGAUGAAGAUUUUAAAUUUCUUAAUGUAACAUCAGAGGAUUGUAUUAAUGAUUGGUUUAAGUUUUUUUCCAAAAUUCAAGAUGUUUGUCAUCUUAAAGAGGACAAAGUAACAAAUGAAUUACAAUCUAUGAUUGAAACGGAUAAUCUAACAAAUGAUGCUAAAGUUAUAACACAAUUUCUAUUGUUGCCUCAUCUGAUACCUCCCAAAGGAAGAAUUCGCUUAAAACAAGAACACUACAAAUCAUCAAUAAGUGAAUGCAAAAAUAGCAUUGUAUUACAUGCAAAGGUACCUGGAGAUAUAAGUCGUAUUCAAGAUAAUAAAAUUAAAAGAGCAGAACGUCUAGGAUUGACAAUACAGCCGUAUAUAAUAGUUGUUGGCCCUAAUCUUAUAGAAAUUAAUGGAUUCUACGUUUGCAUUGAUAAGGUAUUGUAUCAAGUUUCAACGGCACUAAAAGCAGUUGAUUUAUGUUUCAAAACUUUCCAUGUAUUUGAUGUUAAUUAUCCGCCAGAAAGUGAACAUAUCUGGUAUAUCGUGCAGCUUUGUCUUUAUAAAUUUUCAACAAAGUAUGAUAAACAAAUUUCCUAUGUAAUGCCAAUUAUCAAUGCUUUUAAAACAGUUAAUUCUACGAAUGAUUAAUUAUUGUAAACAUAUGAAAGUGAUAUGUAAAAAAAUUUUUACUUCUAUUUUUUAUUAUAUUGUACUUUUGCCAUAACAUGUAUAAGUGUCCAUUUUGUGUUAAUAAUUCUCCGACAGUUAAAUUUCUUACAGCACAUUUAAAAUUGGCACAUAGUGCAUCAUCGUCUACUUUCGUAUGUAAGCAGCAAAAUUGCACGCGUAGCUUUACAAAUAUAUAUUCAUUUAAGCGACAUUUAAUCCAAAAGCAUAAUCAAAAUAAUAAUUUGUAUGUUUCACCUGGAAACUUAUCUUAUGAUAACAUUUUAUGUCACGACAUUAUUAAAUCAAAUGAUAUUAAAGCAGAUCAGUUUGAAAUAUAUACUAAUUUUGAGGAAUUUUUAACGACGAAAACUUGUGAACAAUUAAUUACGGAUCCGUUAAUGACGUUAGAACAAUUUGAUGAUAUAGUCACAAAAAGGGCUGCUUUAUUUGUUUCAAAAUUAUAUUCUAAUGUAGUUUUAUCACGAUCACUUGCACAUGAAAUAAUACAAUAUGUAGACGAUCUUUAUAAAUUAACUGUAGAAAUUAUUAAACGUCAAUAUGACUGUCAGGAGAAUAAACGGAAUGUACCAUCAAACGUAAAAGAUAUGUGUAUAAUUCUACAAAAUGCUUUUGCCGAAUUCAAAACCGAACAUAAAACAUUAGAGUACUUUAUACGACAUGGAUAUCUUAUUAUGCCACAAGCUUAUGAUAUUGCCAUUAUAUUACAUCCGAAGCGCAUACAAAUGCAUAGAAGUAUAGGUUUAGUUAAUCGAGUUUUACAAAUUGUUCCUUUAAAAUGUCUUUUAACGAAAUUUUUGCAGUUGCCAAAUGUUUUUCGCAUUAUAACGACCAAUAUGUGCGAAAAUAAAUGUAGCAACGUAUUAACUUCUAUUGUUCAUGGUGAAGUAUGGAAACAUAUUGAAAAGCAGUUUGCAGAAAAAUUAGUUUUGCCACUUUUACUAUAUUUCGACGAUUUUGAAAUAAAUAAUCCUCUUGGAUCCCAUAGUGGGAUACAUAAAAUUGGUGUUGUAUAUUGUACUAUUCCUAGUAUUCCACACGAAUAUUCAAGUAUUCUAGAAAAUAUCUUUUUGCUUGAAAUGCAUGAUACGAAAGAUCAUGUAGAGUUUGGAAACGAACGUAUAUUUUUUAAUCUAGUGAAUCAAAUCAAAGACUUAGAAACAAAUGGUUUAAUUAUAAAUGUAAAUAAUAAGCAGCAAAAAGUAUAUUUUGCUUUAGUGGGAAUUAUAGGAGAUAAUUUAGGGCUCCAUACAAUUUUUGGUUUUUCGAAAAGCUUCAAUUCGUCACAUUCAUGUAGAGCCUGUUUGGCUGAUAAGAGCAUUCUACAAAAUCAAAUAUUAGAAAGAACUGAAAUAUUAAGAACUCGUUUAAACUAUGCUGCUGAUUGUGCUACAAAGACUCAUGGUGUCCAAGAGGAAUGCAUUUUUAAUACAAUUUCCAGUUUUCAUGUCAUUGAAAAUAUAUGUUUUGAUGUUAUGCACGACAUUUAUGAAGGCAUCUGUCGAUAUGAAAUUCCAAAAAUUUUACAUAACUUUGUGUAUGUAGAAAAGUUAUUCUCUUUGCACACUUUAAAUGAUAGAAUACGAUUUUUUGAUUAUCCCAUUAGCAAUAACGAAAACAUUCCACCUAUUGUAACUAAAACAUCAUUAAAAAAUGAAUAUCUAUUGACUUCGGCAUCAGAAAUGUGUACUUUAGUUAAAUUUUUAGGUUUAAUUAUUGGUGAUU